UGCCAUGCUGCAGGUCGUUGCAGGUGGAUUGUUGGGAGUUCUGACAGCUGCUAUUAUUCAUUUGAUUUCACAUUUUGGAACUCAGGCAUAAUAACCUACCUAUGAUCAUCAAAGCCGAUCGGAGUGGUGUUUCCAUUACACUGUGACCAUUCUUAUUUUGUGCAGAUCUCCAUCUUUACCUCUUGAAAUUUGGGGCGGCGGGUACAACUUACAAGUAGAAUUUGAUGAAAUGUGAAUACUGUAUAUGAUACCACUGAAACGAUGAUAUAUGAACUGUGAGAGUAUGUCAAUUCAAAAUUAAGCCUCCAAAGUCCAAACCCCCAAAAAUAUACAAAGCGUCGUUUCCCAAUUUAAGAAUCGCAAGCCAAUCAUACAACGCCUCUUUCGACGAAGCUUUCCUUCCAUAUCGCUUCCUGCCUUAUCCCCUCUCUGUGCAUCUUCUCCACAACCAGCGUCGCCGCCGUCUUUCAUCUUCCUCCAUUCUCUCUCUCCCCGCCGCCGAUUCAAUCACUCGGUAAGCCGCUUCCGAUCUCAACCUCGUUCGGUGGAGAAUUGUUUACAGCCUUAGCUUCCUAGGGUUUCUGUCUGCCUCCGUCGUCUUUUUUUUGUUUUGUUUUGAUCGGUUCAGUUAUAUUGAGAUCCGUGGGGGGAAUAUAGAAGCACAUAGUUUGGCUGGUCUUCUGUGAUUGUUUGGUUCUAAUUUCGAUAUCAAGACCCCUUUUUGUUCAAUUUGCUGGGUCCGUUUAGGGUUUGGUCGAGGAAGAGGGGUUGUUGCAAUUUUCGUGCCUUUGAGCUCUAGGGUUUUUGGUUUUUGGGGUAGGUUUUAGGGGUUUUUUCUACCUAGGCUUCCAUAUGGCUGCUGGAAGGCACGGAGGUUACAUAGACAAAGAGUUCAGGAACCGGGAGUCAGAUUUGGAUGUGCCACUGAGGGAUUUUGGGUAUUCCAAGAUGGAUUAUGAUAAAGCUAGAGAUGCCGAUCUGGAGUAUGAUAGCCUUCCUGUUCCUGACAGGAAUAUCCGAAAUGGGAAAAGAGUCAGAAAGAAGGAUAUAAAAGAAAACGAAUUGACGAAUGGGGAACGUCAUUCUGUGUCUAGUAGGAGUGACUCAGGUAGUAGUGAAGGUGGUGGUAGUGCUGGUGGACCCGAGAGGCCUGGAUUUGCAGCCAAGGAUUUUGACCGAGAACCUGGUGAGCUGUUUAGUGAAAGCAGUUCUGAUGGAACAAUGGACAUAGAUUCAGAGUUGAAAGGUGGGGAGGCUAAAAAACUGGUCAAUGGAAACAAGUCACCUCUUCUGAGUAAGAAAAAGAAAUUCUCUCCGAUCAUUUGGGAUAGAGAUGAUAAGGAAGUGGCUAGAACAGUGAAGACAACUAGUGUACAUCAUUCAUCUAACCGUCCCCGUAAUCCUCCCGAGAUAAAGUUUGAUCACACACCUAAACCUCAUCAGAAUUGCAAUCCACAGUAUUCUCCUAUGACAGAGAGUAGGGUUCAGCAGUCACCUGUUCAUCCUGUUCAUCCAAAUAGUUCUCCUGGAACUCAAUCACUUGUUAAUGUAGCUUUGAUCUCCACUCAUGGAGGAUUGGACAGUGAACAAAGGGUGCAGGAAUUUCAGGAUGAUGAGUAUGUACCCACUCGAACCAUAAGGUAUUCACGGUGGGCUACUGAUGCUAAUUCCCCCGCUGAUGAAGGUGAAAUAUCAGAUGAUGAUCAAAUUCCCUUACCAAAGAGGAGGAAGUCAGCUUCUGAGUUUAUAGAACGUAAGGGAAGCUCUAAAACCCCAACUCCAGAUCUGCCAGAGUUUAGGAGAGAUUCUGAAGGAACCAGGACUAGGUCAUCUGGGUCUGAGGAGCGUGUAAGGUCUUCCAGUAGGGAUAGCUAUGCUGAUAAUGAUGAAAACAACUGUGAUCACAGGGGUGCUAGCAAGGACCGGGAUGAUAAAGACACUAGCUCUAGCCAGUCAGAUACAGAAUCUGAAGACCACAUGGCCUCACCUGGUACCCCAGACCCUGCACCCCCGUUGCAAAGAACUGUGAACAUGCUUCAAGGGUGUAGGAGUGUUGAUGAAUUUGAAAGGCUCAACAAGAUAGAUGAAGGCACCUAUGGCGUAGUCUACAGGGCUAGGGAUAAGAAGUCUGGAGAAAUUGUUGCUUUGAAAAAGGUUAAGAUGGAGAAAGAGAGAGAAGGAUUUCCUUUGACUUCUCUAAGGGAGAUAAAUAUUCUCCUUUCAUUUCAUCAUGCCUCUAUUGUUGACGUUAAGGAAGUAGUUGUUGGGGACAAAAUUGAUAACAUUUACAUGGUGAUGGAAUAUAUGGAACAUGACCUCAAGGCAUUAAUGGAAACAAUGAAGCAGCCAUUUAGCCAGAGUGAAGUAAAAUGCCUUAUGAUCCAGCUUUUGGAGGGGAUUAAGUAUCUUCAUGAUAAUUGGGUUCUUCAUCGAGAUUUAAAGACUUCAAAUUUGCUUCUAAAUAACCGCGGUGAAUUAAAAAUUUGUGAUUUUGGGUUGGCCCGGCAAUACGGCAGCCCUCUGAAACCAUAUACUCAGUUGGUGGUUACUUUGUGGUACAGGGCACCAGAGCUGUUAUUGGGAGCCAAGCAAUAUUCAACAGCAAUCGAUAUGUGGUCGUUGGGUUGUAUUAUGGCUGAAUUGUUGUCCAAAGAACCUUUAUUCAACGGGAAAUCAGAGAUCGAACAGCUUGAUAAGAUUUAUAAAAUCCUUGGCACACCCAACGAAACAAUAUGGCCUGGAUUUUCUAAACUUCCAGGUCUCAAGAUCAGCUUUGUGAAGCACCAGUAUAACCUGUUGCGUAAGAAGUUUCCAGCAACCUCUUUCACAGGAUCACCGGUGCUUUCUGAUGCUGGCUUUGACUUGUUAAACAAGCUCUUGACUUAUGACCCUGAGAAGCGUAUAACUGCUGAAGCAGCUCUCAACCAUGAGUGGUUUCGUGAAGUUCCCCUUCCCAAGUCUAAAGAAUUUAUGCCCACAUUUCCAGCACAGCAUGCUCAGGACAGGCGGAUGAGAAGAGUAUAUAAGAGCCCAGAUCCUCUGGAGGAGUUGCGUAGGAAAGAGUUGCAACAAGGUGAUUUAGGAAAUGGUGGGUUGUUUGGUUAAGAAAAUCCAGCAUUGCUCAUCUGUACUGUUUGAGAUUCUCUUCUUGCAAUACUUGUUGGAUUGAAAUGGUUGAGGUGAGAGAGUCCAUCUCUACUGAAAGGACUUGUUUGUGAGAAGAUCAAUCAUGCUGUUUUUUAGCAGGCACUUUUUACAAGAUAGGUGGAGAAAGGAUUCUUUUGGCACAGUAUUGCAGAUAUGUUGCAUGUGGGCUUAAAACAAACUUCAUCAGACUACUUGCCUUACUGGGUAGUAUGCUGGACCAUAAAUACCAACCGGGUUUGAUUGUGUCUCGUGUAUGUAACAUAUUUUUUAUUUGCAAAUUGGGAACAAUUUCCGAUGUUGGUUCUUAAUAGUAGAAGUUAUGAAAUUUUAAUGCGUUACUAUAUUUAAUGGAUCUUGGUAAUUUUACUUUUUAUCCAUUUUGAUCUUCAAAUUAUGUUUGCAAGAGGUGGUGUAAAGCAGACACGGUGUACUAUCAUUUUUCAUUCACAAAGACAUAGACAGAAAGUAAUGAAACAUUCCAAGAAAUGUUCAGUUUUACUUUUUAUCAGUCAAACUUCCAGAAUCUGCUGGAUCAACAGCUGGUUUACGCAUGCAUCAUCUUCUGCAUUACUCCACAUGGUAGCUCCUCGCCUUCUUAUUUUGUCAAAUUGAUUGUACAAGAACCGUUUCGGCAUGCAGUGGAAUCAUAACAUUUUCAUAUUUGGCUGCAAAUGUUAGUUAAGUAUCAAGCAAAGGAGUGUGGACAGAUAUGUUCAUUGUCUGUCAAGCGUCAAGCUCAACAAGUCGCACCGACGCGUAGCCAAAUGUAGCCAAGUAAAUGGUUGAUCAAAUGUUGGGAAGUUUAUAAAUGUGGGAAAAUAAAGCACUAAUAAGAGCCACACAUUGUUGGGCAACAAGUUUUGAGGACUUUUGGUAGGCAUUGGAACCUGCACUGUGGUCUCUUAGUGGUGCCAUCACCAGAUGGGAAUGCCAGCUUGCCUGAGAGAAGAAGAAAAUCAUACUCCCAAGAUAGGUAUGGACUUCCCCCACAGUGUGAUUCUCGGUGCUCGUUAAAAACUAAUGCCCAUCAUAUUCCCCGAAGGCCAAGUCUUAAAAUGGUACACUAGAACAUUGUCGCAGUAAGUAAAUGGAAAAUGUUACUUUAACCCCAAAGAUGAAAUCUAAGAUGCACCACCACCGAUUAUCCUGCGUGGAUGCAAUUAAUUUUGAUGUCAUCAAUCUUUUGGGCGUUAUGUUUGUUUUGUAAAUGACUGAUUAGUGAGGUCAUUUUUGAGUCCUUUUAUAGCCCUAUUGACUGAUUUGGCUGGAACUAAAUGCCUUCAUAAUGU
Messenger RNA from Cuscuta campestris, 4436 nucleotides. Lineage: Eukaryota; Viridiplantae; Streptophyta; Magnoliopsida; Solanales; Convolvulaceae. The record is from the annotation of a GenBank genome assembly.